AUCAUGAGAGAAAUCAUUCACGUUCAAGCAGGCCAAUGUGGUAACCAGAUCGGUCAAAAAUUCUGGGAAACCAUCAGUCAAGAACACGGUAUUGAUGGAUCGGGCGCCUACGCCGGCGACAACGAUCUCCAAUUGGAGCGUAUCAACGUCUACUACAACGAAGGCUCCACUGGCAAAUAUGUGCCAAGAGCUGUGUUGGUCGACUUGGAGCCUGCCACGAUGGACGCCAUCAGAGGAAGCACCUACGGCAAGCUGUACCGCCCCGACAACUUUGUGCAUGCACAGUCCGGCGCAGGCAACUCGUGGGCCAAGGGAUACUACACGGAGGGUGCAGAAUUGGUCGAAUCGGUGCUUGAUAUCAUCCGCAAGGAAGCAGAGCACACCGACUGCUUGCAGGGCUUCCAGCUCGCCCACUCGCUUGGCGGUGGCACUGGUUCCGGCAUGGGCUCGCUCUUGCUGUCCAAGAUCCGUGAAGAAUACCCCGACCGCAUGUUGUGCACCUACUCGGUGGUGCCUUCGCCCAAGGUCUCUGACACUGUCGUCGAGCCCUACAACGCCGUCCUCUCUGUCCACCAGUUGGUCGAGAACUGCGAUGCCACCUUCUGUAUCGACAACGAGGCGCUGUACGACAUCUGCUUCCGCACCUUGAAGCUGUCCAGCCCUGGCUACGGCGACCUGAACCAGCUGGUCUCGGCUGUCAUGUCCGGCGUCUCGACCUCGCUGCGUUUCCCUGGCCAAUUGAACUCGGACUUGCGUAAGCUGUUUGUCAACAUGGUCCCCUUCCCUCGUCUCCAUUUCUUCAUGGUCGGCUUUGCACCCCUGACUGCAUUCGCCUCGCAGCAGUACCGCAACCUGUCCGUCCCUGAGUUGACCGCCCAGAUGUUUGAUGCGCGUAACAUGAUGGCUGCUUCCGACCCCCGUCACGGCCGCUACUUGACCGUCGCCACCAUGUUCCGUGGCCGCUUGUCGACCAAGGAAGUCGAGAACCAGAUGCUGGCUGUCCAGCAGAAGAACUCGUCGUACUUUGUCGAGUGGAUCCCCAACUCGGUCAAGACCUCCCUGUGUGACAUUCCUCCUGUCGGCUUGAAGAUGUCGGGCACCUUCAUUGGUAACAGCACCUCGAUCCAGGAACUCUUCAAGCGUGUCAACGAGCAGUUCACGGCCAUGUUCCGUCGCAAGGCUUUCAUGCACUGGUACACCGGUGAGGGUAUGGACGAGAUGGAGUUCACUGAGGCCGAGUCCAACAUGAACGAUCUUGUCUCCGAGUACCAGCAGUACCAGGAGGCCGGUGUUGAAGAUAUGGAAGAAGAAUUGGAUGACGAGUACCUCGAGGAAGAGCAGGUCUUGGAAGAUUAGAGAAGGAUCCUCCUGUCUCACUCUCUCCGCAACCAAAAAUAACCAAUCUUACCCCAACCCCCCCGCAUACACACACACACACACACACACACGAAAAAUACAAGAACAACAGCAAACAACAGCAAACAACAGCAACAACCAUAAUACCCACAUCGUUUUCUUUUCUACUUUACCCUCUUCCACACACAACAGACCAUGCUAUCUUCUUUCCUCAUAUCCAAAUGGUUUUCUUCCUUGCCGAACAAACACCUUUGGAAUGCACUCCCCCCCCUUUUUUUUAUCCUUCUAAUAAAAUGGCGAAAGUGUUCUUCUUUGACUGGUUGUUGUCGCAUCAGUUACACAACGUGCUUCGAUCGGUCGACCGCUUAUAGAAGUUACACUAAGAUGUGCUACACAGUGGCGCAUCUGCACUUGAAAAAAAA
Molecule: messenger RNA, 1778 nt
Organism: Zychaea mexicana
Lineage: Eukaryota; Fungi; Mucoromycota; Mucoromycetes; Mucorales; Lichtheimiaceae
Product: tubulin beta-1 chain
Exons: 5
Coding region: 4-1356 (450 amino acids)
Biological process (GO): mitotic cell cycle; microtubule cytoskeleton organization
Cellular component (GO): cytoplasm; microtubule
Molecular function (GO): structural constituent of cytoskeleton; GTP binding; GTPase activity
Source: RefSeq, a predicted model, not a curated record